AUGAAAUAUGUUGCAACUUCGUGUAAUCAACAUGAUAAUGUUAUCCUUUCCCGUGACAUGGUUAAAUAUGAUCAAUCUGUUUGCAUGUGGGAGUUCGUGGAAGGAGAAAAAGGAGAGCCCAAAUUAAAAAAGGUAUUCAUAAAAGGGAAUUCCGAUAAUUCACUUGACCUUAAAAAUCUAAUUUCAAAAUGGAGACUAGCAAAAGUCUCAGAUUGCAAACAUAUUCUCUUAAGGAUUGAUAGAGAUACACCUUACGACUUUGAAAUAAUUGAUAUUAAAACCAAGUCCAAGAAAAUAUUGAAUGCUCAAGGUUUAAAAGGAAGAACUUGUGAUGCUACAUUUCUUAAAGAUGGAAGAUUGAUGAUCGUUAAAGGGGAACCUGUUUAUCAGGUCUACAUAUUCUCCAAUAAAGAAAAUCAGUGGCAUCACACAAAUAGCAUUAAACUUUUAAAGUUUGAUAGUUGCGUUAUUUCUCAGGAAAGAUUGUUGGUUCUCUUGGAUAUACCUUUGGUGAUCAUGCAAUGGAAUUUGGAAACACUGAAGUUUGAGGCAAAAUACGAAUUGAAUUGGAAUUUGUCUUGGUAUUCGUCUUGGAAAAGGAUCUUGUAUGAUAAAUUUAUUAUUCCUGGUCAUAUGAAUGAGCGUGAUUCCAUUAUUCCUGGUUAUAUUAUACAAUUUAAUGAAGAUUGUUUGGAAAAGAUCGAAAGCUUGUCUCAAAAUAUAGAAUGGGUCAAAUACUUAAAAGAGAAAUCUGGAGAAUAUAAUAGAAUUGAUUCACAUUCUUGUGAAAAAGAAAUAAUAGAAACAAUAGAAAACACUUUAAAAAAAGCAUAUGAAUCAAAGGAAGAUAUGACUCAAGAUUUCGACACUUUAAAGACAUAUGAAUCAAAUGAAGAGAUACGUCCCUGGGAAGUUAAAUAUUACGAAGCAUCCAUCGAUGAACUCACAAGGUACGUUAAGAAAGUGGAAAAUGAGAUAUAUGAAGAAGUAUCACGACCACAUCUGUCUGAUGCUAUUAAAAAAAUUGUUCAAUAUGAAAAAAAUGUUGAUAAAAAGAUUAGCGACUUGGAUAAAAAAUUUGAUGAGUUGGAUAAAAAAUUUGAUGAGUUAGAUGAAAAAUUAGAAAAAUUAGAAAAAAUUGAUGA
Acaulospora morrowiae is the source of this 1145-nucleotide messenger RNA. The record is from the annotation of a GenBank genome assembly. NCBI's taxonomy places the organism in Eukaryota, Fungi, Glomeromycota, Glomeromycetes, Diversisporales, Acaulosporaceae.